Molecule: messenger RNA, 879 nt
Organism: Helicoverpa zea (corn earworm)
Lineage: Eukaryota; Metazoa; Arthropoda; Insecta; Lepidoptera; Noctuidae
Product: trypsin epsilon-like
Exons: 7
Coding region: 1-858 (285 amino acids)
Biological process (GO): proteolysis
Molecular function (GO): serine-type endopeptidase activity
Source: RefSeq, a predicted model, not a curated record
AUGAUUUUAUUACACGUGACGUGGCUACUGAAUUCUUUACACUGCAUCAACUCGUAUCAAUAUCUGCCGCCGAACGAGAUGCCUGCAUAUUCUUAUGGAGCAAAAAGUACCUAUCGUAAAUACCUGGCUACUUUGAAAGAUAUGCCUUAUCAUGUGUUGGUAGUUUAUAGCAACCUGUAUUGUUCUGGGGCGCUGGUGAGGAGUAGGAUAGUUCUGACGGCCGCGAGUUGUAUGCUCACUACCCAGAUCAGAAGGCCUGUGGUUAAAGUUGGGGCUGACACCGUUACUGCUACCGGGCAAGUAACACCAGUGGUGGACAUAAAGAUACACGAAUACUACAAGUACACUCACAGAAUAGACAACGACAUAGCUAUUCUCAUGCUGGAGCACGACGUGAACUUUGACAGAUAUGACGUGAAGAAAGCGAUCCUUGUUGGUCCCGAUGUGGCAUUGCGAACUGGCGUCUCCAUUGACGUCUCAGGUUGGGGAAGCACGAACUUACCACAAAGCUUCGUAAACCAACUGAUAUGGACGGAAAUGACAGUCAUAGACAAGGAAGAAUGUGGGAUUUACUACCGGCACAUGCUCAGUCCAUCAAAUUACUGUGCAAAAUACACACCGGAGCGUCUGCUGAGUGACAGCGGUGGCCCAGCGGUGUACAACAGAGAGCUACUCGUCGGAAUCCUGUCUUAUGGAGGCACGAACGCUGAAGAGCCUUACAUCGCCAUCUUGACGAACAUAUCGUAUUUCCACAGGUGGAUUGCGUUGAACACUAAAAGGUUGUUGGAGAAGAAUUGCCUGCUUCGACGUAUUUCGUCAGACUCCGAACAGAGUUCUGGAUCGGAGUCUGCGUUAUAAAACAAUCUAUCAAUUCUAAAA